Molecule: messenger RNA, 9802 nt
Organism: Diorhabda sublineata
Lineage: Eukaryota; Metazoa; Arthropoda; Insecta; Coleoptera; Chrysomelidae
Gene: Cht10
Product: probable chitinase 10
Exons: 36
Coding region: 276-8516 (2746 amino acids)
Biological process (GO): carbohydrate metabolic process; chitin catabolic process
Cellular component (GO): extracellular region
Molecular function (GO): chitin binding; chitinase activity
Source: RefSeq, a predicted model, not a curated record
GCCAUUUACAAAUUAUCGAGUGCAUUCAGAUCAACUAACUGCAAUUAAUGAAAAUUGAUUUGUCGUUGAGGCUCUGAUGGACCCAAUCGAGGCGUCAGAGUUAUUAAUUUCGGACAGGUUCUUCUUUGAAGAUGGAACAAAAUCUUUUUUGUCACCAGCGUCUCCUACCACUUAUAAGAAUCAGAAUCGGGAGGCUACACGCAUUUGUUUUACAACAUUCUGAAGAGAUCCAAGUAUCAAAUUAAUGUACAUGGAGUCGUAGUGUGUUAGCCACGAUGCAAAAGAUUUUAAUCAUAAGUUUUAUUGUUACAACUUUAGCGUUAACAGAAGGAAGGUCUACAAUUAACAGACCUAGAUUUAAACGUGAACAUAUCCCUCCUCCGGGUGUACCAACUUUCCGUAGGGAUUCUGUAGAGCAUAUUCCAAAGGGAGAAAAAAAUCUUCCUCUGUUAACGGAAACACAUUAUGGAUCUACUACUAUUCCAUUAAGAGCGGCAGUUGAAAGCGUUCCAAACGUGUUGGAAAAUUCUAGACGUUUACCUCUUCGAGAUGCCGUAGAAAAACGUCCACCCCCUGAUGAUCCUUUAGACAUAGAACAAGACAUAAUUUCAGGACAACUAAAUCUCAACGAUGAUUCUAUAGAAACGUAUGCUGCUAAUUUAAACUUUCAACAACAAUAUUAUCCUUUUCUACAGACGCCAUAUCAAGGAUAUCAACAAUCCUAUUAUUCUCCUAUUCAAUAUUUUCAGAAUAUUUUAACUGAUUACAAAGUAACUAAUCCUUAUAGAAUCGAUAAUAGUUAUCAACAGUUAAUUGUGAGUCCUUUUGGUUUGCCACAAUAUGAUUUACAUCAACGAUUUAAAAAAAGCUCAGCCGAUAAUCAAAAAAUAGUUUGUUACGUAGGGGGGAUAGCUGCGUAUAGAAAAGAACCCCUCACCUUCGGUCCGGAGGACCUAGAUCCAUAUAUUUGCACCCAUAUUAUUUAUAAUUACGCAACUAUUGAUCCAAUCACCUAUACCAUAGUUUCCAAUGAUGAAAACUACGAUAUUGUUAAAGGUGGAUAUAAAGCAAUUACUAGUUUACGCAACAAGAACCCAAAUCUGAAGAUCCUCAUUUCUUUGGGUGGAAGCAAAGAAGAUGGUUCCCGCCGGUUCAGUAACAUGGUGUCAAACUCGAGAAAACGUAUCAAUUUUAUACGUUCCCUUAUAUCUUUCCUGGAAAAAUACAAUUUCGACGGUAUGGAAGUCCAUUGGGAGUAUCCAGGAUCACAAGAAUUCGGAGGACAAAGAACUGACAAAGAAUUUCUAGCUUUAUUUUUGGAAGAAACAUCGGAAAUAUUCAAACAACGACAGUGGAGUUUAGUCCUUUCGGCACCUGCUUCAAGAUUCAAAGUAGAAGACGGUUUCAAUCCAGAAAGAAUCGGCAAUUUCGUCGAUUUCGUCAACCUCCAAACAUACGAUUUCCAUUUCGAAAGAGAAUCCGUCGCAGAUCAUCACGCAAAUUUAUUUACUAGACCUGAAGAUAGCGGCCUUAAUAUUUUCUUCAACGUAGACUAUGCCGUUCAGUUUUGGUUACGAAAAGGACUCCCUAACUCAAAAUUAAUCCUAGGAAUACCAUUUUUCGGUCGAUCUUUCACUCUAAAACACGCAAAUCAAACAGAAAUCGGUUCACCGAUUAUAGGAGCAGGUCGAGAGGGAUAUUAUACUAGAACCCCGGGAUUUUUAGCUUAUUUCGAAAUUUGCGACAUGAUCCUCAACGAAGGUUGGUUUAAAAGCGAAGAUGCAGCUGGUUCUCCUUUUAUAGUCAAUGGAGAUCAAUGGGUAGGGUAUGAUGAUACAGUUAGCAUCAAAAGAAAGAUCGAUUACGUUAAAGAACAUAAAUUAGGCGGAGUUGUUAUUAACGCAGCAGAUUUCGACGACUUUAAAGGACUGUGCGGUGCAAAAUGGCCCCUUUUAACUACCAUAAACAGCGAAUUAAAAGGUGUGAAUCCGGUGUUCAUAUCGGACGCUAUGGAAGUUCCACCGACGAAACCUUUUGGGGUUUGCGAUUCCGUAGGCUACUACAGCGAUUCGAGCAACUGUGCGGCUUAUUACAUAUGUAAAAACGGGCUUAUUUAUCAUUUAUCUUGUGGUAAUGAUCUGAUGUUUAACCCCACUAACGGAAAAUGCGAUCACGUCAAUCCGCUCAAUUGUAGACCUGGUGAAACUAUAUAUAUUCCGAGUUCGUUGAAAGAGAUCCGUUUAACAGAUGAGAAAGAAAAAUUUAUCGACAAAAAAUCUAAAGUAAGUAAAAGAAACGUUGUAUGUUAUGUGACCAACUGGGCUUUCUACAGAAAAGGAGAAGGAAAAUUCGUACCGGAACAUAUAGAUCAAAGACUUUGUACUCACGUUGUGUAUGCUUUUGCUAGCUUGGAUCCGGAAAAAUUACUCAUCAAGGAAUUUGAUCCUUGGGCAGAUCUAGAUAAUAAUCUUUACGAACGUAUAACUUCCUUAAAGGAUACUAAAGUUCUGUUGUCCCUUGGUGGUUGGACGGAUUCUACUGGUGAUAAAUAUUCGAGAUUAGUAAGCGACGGUUCGGCUAGAAGAAAAUUCGUUAUCGGUGUGGUGGCUUUUUUGAGAAAAUAUAAAUUUAGAGGAUUGCAAUUCGAUUGGAAUUAUCCGACGUGCUGGCAGAGUAACUGUCAAAGAGGACCGUCAACCGAUAAGGCGAAUUUUGCCAAAAUCAUACAGGAACUGAGAAAAGAAUUUGAUAAACAAUCGCCGCCACUAAUAUUAGCAGCAGCUAUAUCCGGCUAUAAAGAAGUUAUAGAUUUAGCUUACGAUCUACCGACACUAGGAGAAAAUUUAGAUUUUCUCUCGGUGAUGACAUACGACUAUCAUGGUGCUUGGGAAGGUCAAACAGGACACGUUAGUCCUUUAUAUGGAAGACCGGGAGAUACGUAUCCACAGUAUAACGUGAAUUUCACAAUGGAAUAUCUGGUAUCCAAAGGAGCUCCAAAAGAAAAACUUCUUCUCGCCAUACCUUUUUACGGUCAAAGUUUCACUUUAACUAAAAAAUCUAAUUAUUCAGAAGGAACCAGAAGCAACGGACCAGGCGAACCCGGUGAAUAUACCAAACAACCAGGGAUGUUAGCUUAUUACGAAAUUUGUAAUAAAAUUAAAAAUCAAAGAUGGAUAGCCAACAAAAAUAACAUAGAAACAGGUCCUUACGCUUAUAGUACUGACCAAUGGGUAGGUUACGAGGACACGACAUCAAUAAAAAGGAAGGUGGAGUUAAUUAAAUCUAGAGGUUUCGGAGGAGCCGUAGCUUGGACGAUAGAUCUCGACGAUUUUAACAAUAGGUGCUGCGAGGGUUCGUUUCCUUUGUUAAAGACCCUCAGUAGAGGAUUAGGACUCAUAUCUGAUGAACCUGUUCGAACUGAUUGUACAAAACCAGUACCACCUUCCACUCCCGCACCUCCUGAAACUACUACAGGUGUCGAUUCUGGUAUAUUUACAACAACUUCUUGGUGGAGUACAAUAACAACUACCAAACCUUCAUCUACAACAGCUUGGUGGGAACGACCCUCAAGUACUUGGUGGAGCACUGAGAAGACUACCACUAGAUCGCCGGUAACUUGGUGGACGACUACCACAUCAACCACUAAAAGGCCUACUACAACUCAAAGACCGAUCUAUCAUCCUCCUUCGGGAUCUGUUAUCCCCCCUCCGACAGUAGUUAGUCCAGAACUAGAUCGACCAGUGAAAAAAUGUGAAACGCAAGAGUAUAUACCGGAUCCUAAGAACUGUAACGCCUUCUACAGAUGCGUCGGUAACGAAUUACAAAAGCAAUAUUGCGCCGGAGGAUUACAUUGGAACAAAGAACAACAACUUUGUGAUUGGCCAGAUAGAGCUAAAUGCGUCGAACAUAAUAACGUUUUCAAGCCCACAACUAAAAAACCUUUGAAACCAACAACUUCGAAUUGGCAAUCGAUCGGAACGACUACAAGAAGAACUACUAGUUUACCUUUAACAACAAUUGCUGAUACCUGUAAUAGCGGCUCCUACUAUCCCCACGAACUAUGCAAUCAUUUUUACGUGUGUUUCAAUAAACAAUUAGUGGAACAAGUUUGUCCUCCAGGACUUAACUUUGAUGCCGAAAAGGGCAUGUGCGAUUGGAGCUUCAAAGUUAAAUGUACCAAUAGGAAGAAAGUGGCACAGAUAUUUACGACCAUACAUGACAGAUAUUAUAGCGGACGUCCGCAGCCUCAUUCGAAAUGUGAAGGUAAUUCUUUCGCGCCCUUAAUAGGUAGUUGCACCCAAUUUAUGCAUUGUCAAUGGAACAAAUACGAAAUAAUGCAAUGUGCACCCGGGUUACACUGGAAUAAUGAGAAAAAAAUUUGCGAUUGGCCUUUAAACGCACAUUGCACCGAAGAAAGCAACACCAAUGAACUUGAUGAAGAUUUUGAUACGGAUACAAGUACACCUCCGUCAUGGGGCAAACCAACAACUUCAGGUAGUUAUCCGGAAUGGUCUCCGGCAAGUACUACCAAGUAUCCCGAAUGGACACCACCAAGUACCACACAAUGGACACCAGCUUCAACUGAAUCUACUGGGAAUGAAUGGGAAUGGCAUCCUCCAAUACCACCAACGUCAGAAAAACCACCCUUACCUGAAACGUUGAAACCUCUAUCGGGAUAUUAUAAAAUCGUUUGCUAUUUCACCAACUGGGCGUGGUAUAGAAGAGGUAUUGGAAAAUAUUUACCAGAAGAUAUAGAUGAAAAUCUCUGUACUCACAUUGUUUAUGGAUUCGCAGUUUUGGAUUAUUCCAAUUACGUCAUCAAAGCGCACGAUUCAUGGGCAGAUUUUGACAAUCAAUUUUACAAGCGCGUUGUAGGAUAUAAAUCGAAAGGAGUAAAAGUUUCUCUAGCCAUUGGAGGCUGGAACGAUUCUUUGGGAGAUAAAUAUUCGAAGCUUGUAAACAAUCCAGCAGCGAGACGUCGAUUUAUCGAGCACGUUAUGAAAUUUUUAGAAAAAUACAAUUUCGACGGCUUAGAUCUAGAUUGGGAAUAUCCAAAAUGUUGGCAGGUCGAUUGUAAAAAAGGUCCCGAUUCGGAUAAAGCAGCUUUCGCGGAUUUCGUAAAAGAAUUAAAACAAGCUUUCAAACCGAAAGGUUAUCUUCUAUCAGCUGCCGUAUCACCAAGUAAAACAGUUAUAGACGCAGGGUAUGACGUACCAGCUCUAGCAGAACAUCUCGAUUGGGUCGCUGUUAUGACUUACGAUUUCCACGGUCAAUGGGAUAAACAAACCGGACACGUGGCUCCGCUAUACUACCACCCCAAAGAUGAAGUAGCUUUCUUUAAUGCGAACUUUUCUAUCAAUUAUUGGAUAUCAGAAGGACUGCCGAGAAGGAAAUUAAUCAUGGGAAUGCCUCUAUACGGUCAGUCGUUCCGUUUGGAAAAAGAAUCUGAGAAUGGAUUGAACGCCAAAGCUCCAGGACCUGGAGAAGCGGGAGAAUAUACUCGAGCAGCUGGGUUUUUAGCUUACUACGAAAUUUGUGAUAAAAUUAAAAAUAAGGGUUGGAAUGUUGUACAAGAUCCUACAGGAGCGAUGGGACCUUACGCAUUCAAAGGUAAUCAAUGGGUAUCGUUUGACGACGCAGCAAUGAUAAGAAAAAAAUCUGAAUAUAUAAGAAAAAUGGAUUUGGGAGGUGGAAUGAUAUGGGCUCUAGAUUUGGAUGAUUUUAAAAAUAGUUGUGGCCAAGGAAGACAUCCAUUACUGACGAUCAUAAGGAAUACUUUAGCUGAUGCCGGUAGCGGUCAUCCGGAGCCUUUUUCAGUUGAAGAAAUGCCAUCACCAUCGAUAGAAGCCGUUGUGGAGGAAGUUUCGGAAACGUCUUCACAAUUGCAAAGCCUAAUAGAUUCGAACUCUGAAUAUAAAGUCGUUUGUUACUUUACCAAUUGGGCUUGGUAUAGACAGGGCGUUGGGAAGUAUCUACCUCAAGAUAUUGAUCCGGAUUUAUGUACGCACAUCGUUUACGGAUUCGCAGUUUUAAACGGAGAUCAAUUAAUAAUAAAACCUCAUGAUAGUUGGGCUGAUUUCGAUAAUAAGUUCUAUGAGAAAGUGACGGCCCUAAAGGAGAAGGGUAUCAAAGUAUUGAUAGCUAUAGGUGGUUGGAAUGACUCUGCUGGCGAUAAAUAUUCCAAAUUGGUUAAUAAUCCUUCGGCGAGGAGACGUUUUAUAGCGCACGUAUUAGAUUUUAUCGAAAAGCAUAAUUUCGAUGGACUAGAUUUGGAUUGGGAAUAUCCGAAAUGUUGGCAAGUGGAUUGUAAAAAAGGACCGGUAACAGAUAAAGCAGCUUUCGCUGCUUUCGUUAGAGAGUUGCAUGAAGCUUUUCGACCGAAAGGUUGGUUACUAUCAUCAGCCGUGUCACCAAGUAAAAAAAUCAUCGACGCAGGAUACGACGUACCAAUUUUAUCAAAAUAUUUAGAUUGGAUCGCGGUUAUGUGUUACGACUAUCACGGUCAAUGGGAUAAAGUAACAGGACACGUUGCUCCCAUGUACGAACAUCCCGAAUCCAGCGAUGAUACUUUUAAUACUAAUUUCACCAUCAAUUAUUGGAUUGAAAAAGGUGCCGAUAGAAAAAAACUCGUUAUGGGUAUGCCGAUGUACGGACAAUCGUUUUCUUUAAGUGAUAACAGUAACCAUGGUUUAAACGCUCCUAGUUACGGAGGGGGAGAAGCAGGAGAUGAAACUAGAGCCAGAGGAUUUUUAGCAUAUUACGAAAUUUGCAGUAACAUCAAACGAAAAAAUUGGACUUUAGUUCGAGAUAAUAAAGGUCGAAUUGGUCCUUAUGCUUACCAUAGAGAUCAAUGGGUGUCUUUUGAUGAUAUCGGUAUGAUAAGACACAAAUCCGAGUACGUUAAAGCUAUGGGUCUUGGUGGUGGAAUGAUAUGGGCAUUAGAUCUCGAUGAUUUUAAAAAUAUUUGUAACUGUGAGGAAUACCCUUUACUGAAAACAAUCAAUAGGGUAUUAAGAGGCUACAAAAUACCGGAUCCCAAAUGUAUCUUAGAUACACGAACGGUAAACACCCCUACUAUUGUUCUUCCUCCACAGAAACCUUCCGUUAUACCAGAUUUACCAUGUUCGGGAAGGUUGUUCCUUUCCCACGAAACUAACUGUAACCAGUACUAUUUAUGCAAUCAAGGUCACCUGCAGUUACAAUCGUGUCCUGAUAGUCUUUAUUGGAACGUGGAUCAUUGCGAUUGGCCAGAAAAUAGUCAAUGUCAUCCCGAUGGUAGUACCGCAACUCCUGUUGAUGAUAUCGCCGAUAAUACCAUUCAAAUUCCUGAGGAUAAUUCCAUUGAAAAACCUGGUAACGAAGUUAAUCAAGGACAUAAAGUCAUUUGCUAUUUUACCAAUUGGGCGUGGUAUAGGCAAGGGGAUGGUAAAUACCUACCAUCGGAUAUAAAUCCAGAAUUAUGUACACAUAUCAACUACGGAUUUGCAGUUUUGGACCCCGAUUCUUUGUCUAUCAAACCUCACGACUCUUGGACCGAUAUCGACAAUGGAUUUUACAAAAAAGUAACCGAAUAUAAAUCGAAAGGAGUAAAAGUGUUGAUAGCUAUCGGUGGUUGGAACGAUUCUUUGGGAGAUAAAUAUUCGAGAAUGGUGAAUAAUCCUGAAGCUAGAGCGAAAUUUGUUACGAGCGUUAUCGAUUUUAUUGAAAAAUACGAUUUCGAUGGUUUGGAUCUCGAUUGGGAAUAUCCGAAAUGUUGGCAGGUCGAUUGCAACAAGGGCCCCGAUACCGAUAAACAAGCCUUCGCUUCUUUAGUAACAGAACUCAGUUCGGCUUUCAAACCAAAAGGGCUCUUAUUAUCCUCCGCGGUAUCCCCAAGUAAAGCAGUUAUAGAUGCCGGUUACGACGUACCUACUUUAAGUAAAUAUUUGGAUUGGAUUUCCAUUAUGACUUACGAUUUCCACGGCCAUUGGGAUAAACGUACAGGACACGUGGCACCUUUAUAUUAUCAUCCCGGUACUACAUACGAUUACUUCAAUUCGAAUUAUACUAUAAACUACUGGAUAUCGAAUGGAGCACCUCCUGAGAAGCUAAUUAUGGGUAUACCCCUGUACGGACAAUCGUUCACUUUAGCUGAUUCCUCAAAUAACGGUUUGUAUGAAAAGACUUACGGUCCUGGUGAAACUGGGGAAUUUACUGGUGCCGGUGGAUUCUUAUCCUUUUAUGAGAUUUGCGAAAAGGUAAGAAAAUACGGUUGGAAUGUAACAAGAGAUCCGAAAGGCAGAAUUGGACCGUAUGCAACGCACGGUACCCAAUGGGUUUCAUACGACGACAUAUCAGAAGUUAAACGAAAGGCGAAACUUAUUAAACAACUCGGUCUCGGUGGCGGGAUGGUAUGGGCGUUAGAUUUGGACGAUUUUAGGAAUCGGUGCGGUUGCGGACAUCAUCCCCUAUUAAAAGCCCUCAAUAAAGAAUUAAGAGGACGAAAAUCGGAUAUCACAAUGUCGAAUUGUACUUAAGCAUUGUGAUUUGAUAUUUAACUUUAACGUUAAUUCACUUUUCAAUGGAUAUUUGUGUUCAUAUUGUAAGGCUAAAUAUUAUUUGUAAACAUUGACCUUUUCCAAUGCCUUCUGUAAGUAAUUUUUUUCGAAAACAUCGUUAAAUUCAUGAGAAAAAAUGGAAAUAAUCAUUAUUUUAGACUAACCAAGUGAGUUUCUACCCAUUUGGUUAAAUUCAAUUCAAUUUUGGUAAGUUGUGUCCCAAAUCACUGAUUUUUAGAAUGUUUGUAGUCACUUUAAAGCCUUUUUCACUAGGUUGCGAUUAUUAAUAAUCCAAAAGGAACACUACAACUAGAACUUCUAAUUUCCUUGGUCUAACUCCUUAUCGAACUCCUCAUUUGUGUUGAUGGUUUUUCAAGAUGUUUAUACCCUUUUUCCACUAGGUAUGAACGAACGAAAAAGCAAAAAGGAAUUUUUAACGAUGUUCCAUUACAACUUGAACUUCUAAUUGCUUUAGUAGGACUCCUUCUUGAACCCCUCGUCUGUGUUGAUGGUAUUUGACUCUUCUUACACUAUCUUAUCGGUUUCCUUCAUAGUGGAGCUUCUUGAGCCAUGUUUUUCAAAGUAUUUGUAGAUAUUUUGAAGACUUUUUCCAAUAGAUAUGGUGUUCCACUGCAACGUGAAUUUCUAAUCGCCUUUAUCGAUCUUCUUAAGUUCCUCAUUUUUGUUGUUAGUGAUCGAGUCUUCUGACAUUAUCUCGUUGGUUUUCUCCAUAUCUAUGAUCCUAAUACCUCCAAAUUAAAAUCAUCUUGAAGCAUUUUGGGUUAUUUUGGGGAAAAUAUCCUUAUUUUUAGUUUUUAAAAGACAAUUUCAUGCACUCAAACUAAUUCUAAUACUUGAUGAGGACCUUACUUUCAGUUUUUUUUUUUCUUUUUGACUUGUUAAUCCAAAAAGUGAACUCAUAUCCAACUACAGGCUAUAUUGCACUAAUUGAUGAACACAGAACACAGAAGUAUGAAAACCUACUUAAAAAUUCGAGUAAUUAUCGUAGGACGACGAAAUGUAAAAUUUAAGACAGUAUUUUUUGAGAUUAUCAAUCUUAAAUUGGAAAUAAUAAUCGCGGUAAAAACUACGAUUAUCAAUCAAUUCAUCUUUUCUAUAUAAAUAUAAAAAUAUUUCUCUUCUUUGUAACGUUUAUAAUUACGUUUAAAAGGAUACGAACAUAUUUUUAAUUUAUUAAUAGCUUAUACUUAUAUAUGUACUGAAUUAUGGAAAAAUGUAUUGAAUAAACAAUUUUUUUUAAUAAA